ACAAUCGCGCCCGCCUGCGCGAAGUUUCGGUUCAAAUUUUGGAAAAUUCGCAGGAUCAGUCGCUCGGUAAAUGCUCGUUGGAGAUCAUCGGUUGCUAUGGAUUAUCGCUGCAGGAUGCUGUGGAUGCUGCUUGGUGUACUGCUGAUUCAUCAAACUAGUGCCCAGUUUAACAUGCAACUCUGCCUGAGCUGUGCCGGCGGAGAAACUUCCUGUAAUGAUGAAAGAAUUGGUGCGUUUUCCUGUCCGAACGCAUCCGAUCACUGCUACGUACGCAACAUCAACGGCCGGAUCGAUCGGGGAUGCCUGCAAAACUUAACCAACGAGGCAGAACGUAGCCCUUGCCUCAACGAGGCGGAUUCGUCCUGUUUGACGUGCAGCGGUUUGGUUUGCAACCGGGCAUUGUGGCCAACUUGCCACGUGUGCCAGGAAUCGACGGACGAUGCCACUUGUCGUGAUGGCCAGCCGGGAGCUGGAGCUUUCUGUGGGAGGUUCAGCGAGGAGUCCGGCUGCUUUGAGCGGAUCGUCAACGGAAGGGUUGAGCGAGGAUGUCGGUCAGACUUGGGCGAGGAUCCCUGUGAUGGGAACGAGCAUUGUCGGGUGUGUGAAGGCAGCGAUUGUAACAGGGAUGCUGCCCGGGAGUUCCAAGUAACUAAAUGUGUUCAAUGCAAGGCUGAUGGAACUGAUGAAGACGGGAGCUGCUUGAGUGGGAGCAUAGCUCCUACAAACUGUGGAGGACCUUCCGAUGAGAAGUGUUACUCAAGAAUACUUCCAGGAGGAAUUCUCGAGCGAGGAUGUCAAGCAAGCUUGACGCAGGAUGAAGUUCAGAAUUGUAAUGGAACCAAGUGUAAUAUAUGCCAGGGAGACGGAUGCAACAGAGGGAUCUUCCCGGUGGAUCGCCUAACUUGUAACCAGUGCAAGUCAAACAACUCCACCGAUUGUGGACUGGGACUGACCGAUGAGUCCAAGACGGUAGUGUGUAAGAUCUUUAAGGAACACAACAGAUGCUAUUCCAGAUUCGGUCCAGACGAUCACUUUGAGCGAGGUUGCGAAGCAGACAUGGGUCUCCAGGCGAAUGCCUGCGAUAACGUGCGGGACUGCAUGGUCUGUGCGGGCAAGAACUGCAACACGAUCGCCGCGGCCCAACUGGAGCAGCUUCCAAAGUGCCAGCGAUGCAGCUCGGCUGACGAUCAUAACUGCGACGAAGGAUCCGUUACGCCAACAAUCUGCGGCGAUCAUCUGGAGGACGCUUGCUUCACCCGGAUUGAGAACGGUGUUCUGGAGCGGAACUGCCUGUCAACCCUCGGCGAAGCCGAGAAAGCCAAGUGUGACGACCCAGCGGACACUUCCUGCCACAAGUGCUCCGGACAGGGCUGUAACCAGCAAGAGUGGCUCAAAUGCUAUCAGUGCAAUUCCGCCACGGACAAGUCUUGCUCGGCAGAGCAAAGAGAUAACCACCACUCGGCGUAUUGUCGCCAUCAGCACGAUGAAGAUCACUGCUACACAAGGAUUGUAGAUAACAUCCUGGAGCGUGGCUGCCAGUCGGACCUGGGCGAGGACGUGGACGCGUGCGAUGAUCUGGACGACAUGCACUGCGAAGCUUGUGACGACGCCAGCUGUAAUGGAAUCUCGCAGAGUAAGCUCAGGAAUGCGGCCGCGAAUCUCGCUGGGAAUCUUGUGCUCAUGGUCACCGCCGCGGUGGCGGUGGCUGUGAGAAUGGUUUAGGUGUAUUUUGAGCAUAGCAAUAACAGGUAAAAUAUUUUAGAAUUAUUAAAGGUGCCUUUAAAAACUCAAGUCGUGGUCGGCUUCCCGAUUCACUGUAAUCGUUUAAUAAAUGUGGAAAAUAGAAUUCUUUUCACUUUGUUGAUUUUGAUGAAAUGAUUUAGCGAACUUUGUUAAUUGCAUCAUGGUCUUAUAAAAAUGUAAAAAAAAUGUUGCACGUUCUCAAU
Culex pipiens pallens (northern house mosquito) is the source of this 1946-nucleotide messenger RNA. RefSeq lists its product as uncharacterized. The record is from RefSeq and is a predicted model, not a curated record. NCBI's taxonomy places the organism in Eukaryota, Metazoa, Arthropoda, Insecta, Diptera, Culicidae. Bases 97 to 1722 code for a protein of 541 amino acids. The transcript has 6 exons.